AUAAAUACAUAACUCUAGACUCUUAAGUACUCUUUUUAACUUGAGUACCAAAAAAACAAAAAAAAAUCUAAGAAAGCUCAGCGCUAGGGAAGGGAAUAGUCGUAGAAUCGAAAGUUAUUUUAUGAUACACUCACACUGUAUAGUUCUUAUUCUAAAGAAUUUAAAGAGCUGAUGCUAAAGUUUUAAAUGGUUGCACCUUGUGAAAGUACAUAAAAGUCAAUAUGGUGGAUCACACAGCAAGAUCUUGUCCAUAUGACCAUGCCAACAUUUUCUCCAAGCUUACAUUCUGGUGGAUGAAUGCAUUGUUUAAAUUGGGCUUUAAAAAUCAUCUUUCAUCUCUAAACAUAUGUGAUGUAUCAAAGGAGGAUGAGUCUAGCCUUAUGCAGUCCAAACUUGAACGCUACUGGAAAGAUGAAGUUCAAAAAUAUACAGAAGGUGGCAAGGCUAGUCUUUUUCGGGCUGUGCUCUGGGCAUUCAAGUGGCAAUGGAUUUUGCCUGGAAUUCUAGUUUUCAUGUCCGAAGCUAUAAAGUUGAUACAGCCCUAUCUUAUUGGCCUGUUGGUUGCUUAUUUUAAUGAUGAUGCUGAUUCAGUGAAUGAGUCCACUGCUUAUGGCAUCGGGGCAGCUCUUGGUGUGAGUGCAUUCCUUCAAAUCUGUCUAAACCCUACCUACUUUUUCAUCAUGCAGCAUGUUGCAUUGAGAAUGAAAGUUGCUGUUGGUGCUAUGAUCUAUAGAAAGGUUCUGUCUUUAAGCACUGAAGCUUUUCAUUACACAUCAUCAGGGCAGAUAGUUAACCAUUUGUCAACUGACAUAGAAAAAUUCAAUUCGUCCAUUGAUUUACUACAUUAUAUCUGGUUGUCUCCCCUGUCAAUCAUUCUUGUUAUGUACCUGAUGUACAGCCAGAUUGGAGUCACUUGUUUCUGGGGCUUAGCAGUGGUAGCAGUCAUUGUGCCUGCUCAGGCAGGCCUGUCAUCUAUAUUUGGUAAACUCAGGCAGAAAAUCGGGGCUUGUUCUGACAAACGUAUUCAGUUAAUGUCUGACGUUAUCAUGGCCAUAAGAGUUAUCAAAAUGCAUUGCUGGGAGAAGCCAUUUCACAAUCUGAUUACCAAGCAGAGAAGGCAGGAAAUAUUUUAUUAUCAUAUUGGAGCAUUUCUGAAGUCCAUGGCCAAUGGGGUUGCAGAUGUUUCUCACAGACUGAUGGUAUUGCCCAUGAUUGUUGUCAUGUAUGUUUCUGGUGAUAAGCAUAUCACAUCCCAGUCUAUCUUCACUAUGAUUGGAUGGCUAGAUGCUGUACGCCUGACUGGAUUCUUCUUUAUCUAUUAUUCUGUGGAGACUAUAAGCCAGCUCGUAGUUUCCUUAACUAGAAUUGAGAAAUUUCUUCUACUAGACGAGGAGAAAGAGCAAAUUAAAGACCUUCACCUACAUAGAUCUGUUACAUUUCGUAAUGAGCCCCAGAGUGAUUGGGCUGUUGACAUUGAUCACAUGACAGCACGCUGGCCAAUUGUGUAUUCAGAAGGCAAAAGGCGUUUUAAUAGAAAGAGAGAAAGAACAAGUACCAGCUCGACAAAGAGUCUUUUACUUGAAAGUGAUACUGAUCAUUCCUUCUCUUUGAAAUAUAUUUCACUACAAAUAAAAAAGGGUGAACUUCUGGCAGUAGUUGGUGUUGUAGGGUCUGGAAAGUCUUCAUUGAUGAUGGCAUUGAUUGGUGAGCUCCCUUAUGAGAUUGGUCAGAUAGCAGUAAAUGGUCGCUUGAGUUAUUGUGGUCAGACUAAUUGGGUGUUCAGUGGAACGGUUCGGGAAAACAUCCUAUUUGGUCAUUCCUACAAUCCUAACCAUUACCAGCAAGUUGUCCAGGCUUGUGGAUUGACCCAUGACCUUCAGCUGUUACCAAAAGGUGAUCAGACGUAUGUAGGAGAAAGAGGCUUGCAGUUAAGUGGAGGGCAGAAAGCUAGAUUAGCUUUAGCAAGAGCUGUGUACCACGAGGCUGAUAUCUAUCUUCUUGAUGACCCUCUUAGUGCUGUUGAUACAAAUGUUGGAAGACAGAUAUUUGAAAGUUGUAUUUUACAACUUCUAAAAGACAAGACAGUAGUCAUAGUAACUCAUCAAUUGCAAUAUUUGAAACAAGCUGAUAGAAUCGUUGUGCUUCGAGAUGGUUCCAUCCAUGAUGUAGGUACGUAUGAGGAGUUAAAGUCUCGAGGUAUGGAUAUGAAAGCAUUGACUUCACUGGGAGAACAUCCCAAACAUGCCACUGAAGCUUCUCUACAAGCAGAGGAAGAAAAUAAACAGUUGUUGUUGGAAUGCAAGCUUCUGAAAGUGUCUGAGAAUGAAGAGAAGGAAGAGAACAUCACAGAUAUUAUUGGUUUCAGUGUCUAUUGGAGAUACUUCACUGCUGGCUAUGGGCUUUACUUGUUGCCACUGCUGUUUCCACUUUGGUUAGCUGGUCCAGCUUUGUUUUGUUUGUCAGAUUGGAUGUUGGCUGACUGGGUAAAAUCCAAGCCUUCUGUCAAUAACAUGCCAGCCAACGCUACUUCAACUGCUAACAUAGACAAUUCACAUAACUGGGACACCAUGCCAUCUAAUUUACAGUUCUACAUAAUAGCUCUUAUCUCAAGUGCAGUGUCCUACAUGCUUUAUGCCACAGUGUACCUCCAAAUGGCUGCUACUUCCGGGGCUAGGCUACAUGACUUAAUGCUCAACAGUGUCAUGAACUCAGUCUGUAGGUUUUUUGACACUCAUCCAGUUGGACUUAUUUUGAACAGAUUUUCUCGAGAUCUAGGUUUUGUUGAUGACUCUGUUGCUAUUCUUGGCUAUAUAGUCUCAAUGAAAACCACUCAGUUUUUAGCAUUUUUCUUAGUGACAGUCAUAGUGAACCCAUGGUUAACACUGGCAUUUGCUCCAAUCAUGAUAAUUAUUGUAUUGAUUAGAUUUUAUGCUUUGCGAACGCUCAGACAAGUAAAGAGGCUGGAAGCUAAAGCGCGUGGUCCUGUAUUUUCUCAUGUCUCUGACACUGUAUUGGGCUUAGAAACUAUAAGAGCACUAGGGAAAAAAGAUCAAUUUCUAUCAGAUUUUGAUGAGCAUCAGAACAGUCAUACCUCAGUUUGGUUCCUGUACCUCAGUUCCUACAGAUGGAUGUCAGUGCGCACGCUUGGUGCCGUAGUGGUGUAUUUGAAUAUCAUCAUCUUUGUUUCUUUGGCUCUCAAAGACAGUCUCAAUGGAAAUCUCCUUGCUCUUUCAUUAAUUUACUGUAUUGCAAUGGGAGAACCAUUUGAAUUUUACAUGAGGGUGUCAGCUGAUUUAGAAACUCAGAUGACAUCAGUGGAACGAGUUUUAAAUUACUGCAAACUAGAGCAGGAACCUCCUAAAGUUUCUGACAAGCCUCCAUCUCCAGAUUGGCCAGUGAUAGGAGCAGUGACAUUUACAAAUUUAUCACUCAAAUAUUCAGCUGAAGCACCUUUUGUUCUUAAGAAACUUGAUUGUCACAUUAAAGGCAAAGAGAAGGUUGGAAUUGUUGGAAGGACUGGAUCUGGGAAGAGUUCUCUCAUUUCUGCAUUGUUCAGACUUGCUCAGCCCAAAGGUACUAUUUACAUUGACAGUGUAGAUACAGGGAAACUUGGAAUGCAUGAGUUAAGAAACAAGAUCUCUGUGGUCCCGCAGGACCCCAUUCUCUUCAGUCAGACUCUUCGCUGGAAUUUAGAUCCUCAGGAGGAAUUUAGUGACGAGAGGUUAUGGCACGCCUUGGAACAGGUACAAUUGAAGAAGAAAGUUGAGGAGAUGCCAGGGAUGUUGUACACUAACAUACAAGAAGGUGGAGACAACCUAAGUGUUGGCCAAAAACAGCUCAUCUGUCUGGCCAGGGCCAUACUCAAGUACAACAAAAUUCUCAUUCUGGAUGAAGCUACAGCCAAUGUGGACCAAGAGACUGAUGAUAUUAUUCAAAGGAUAAUUAGAGCUAGAUUCAGGGAUAGCACAGUGUUGACUAUAGCUCAUCGUUUAUAUACAGUCAUGGAUUGUGAUAGAAUAAUGGUUUUAAAAGAUGGUGAGCUGGUUGAAUUUGACUCUCCAUAUAACCUACUACAAAAUAAUGAUGGUGUUUUCACUAAGAUGGUACUUAGCUUAGGAAAGAAUCAGUCUAAACAGUUAUAUGCUCUAGCAGAACUUUCUCAACAUCAACGAACUUCAGCCAGUCUGCAGCUCCAUAGAGCUAUGCUUUUGGCCACUGAACAGUUGGCUCAGAGCACAGAGGAUUUAUCAGCAGGUCAUGCAGCCUUAAGUUGGAACAGGUUCACUCAUAGUCAAGACUCUUUGGAUAAAGCACUGGUAGAAAGCAUCGUUGUCAAGGAAAAGAAGUCUGUUGCCCCUUCACAGCGUAUUAUCAGACGAAGAAGUCCAGGUCGCACUAAAAAAAAUGCGUCUGAAGAGGAAGAAUUGUUGAGCUAUGACACUCCCCCAAAGGCUCAUCAGGCAUUUAGUGUCAGUCGUGGUCGUAAUGGAAGUGGAAACCAGAAUGAUAUAGGAUCAACUCCAUUGCAAGCUAAGAAAACUAUUCAGGUUGACAGCUCAUUAGAAAAAGUAAAUGUGGGUAGAAAUGACAAUCAAGAGAACAGAUCUUCUGGCAGAGAAAACCAAUCAAGGCAAGAAAGUAAGCAUACUUUUGAGUCGGAUGUAGACUACAAACCUAAAACUUCUUCACAAGGAAAGAAUAAUGCCCUGAGCGAAAGCAAAUCAGAAAAGAGAAAUGUAGAUAGAAAUGACAAUCAAGAGACAAGGUUUCCAAAGAAAGAAAAUCCACCAAGGCAAGAAAGUGGGAGGGGGCAUGUUUUUGAAUCAGAUGUUGAUUAUGAACCUAAAAGACGUUCAGGUGGUGCAGCUCUAUCAAACCGGAGGCAGCAUGCGUCAUUACCAAAAAGCUCAACUCAAGAAAGAUCAGCACCUGUCAUUAGGGCCCAGAGUGAUGGAUCUGCUCAGUUACCAAAGACAAAGAAAUAUUCAUCUCCCCACAAAACAUUACCCCAUCAAAAUGAUGAAAAAGAAGAAUUUGUUUAAAGACAGUGAUGAAGGUUUAGUUCUUAACUUUAGUAAUCUGUUUUAUGAAAUAUUCAAUAUUUUAAAAUAAUUUUUAAUAUGGUUCCCUAACAAUUUUUUAGCAGAAAUUUUACUAGCAUUUGUUCUUUUAAUAAUUGUAAAAAAAAAAAAUUUGGUACAAAUGCUUGUGAAAAAGUUAUCUUUGGUUUCUGCGAGGUAUAAAAAAAAAUAAUAUGUUAUAUAAAAAAUGUUGUGCUCAAUCAAUAUUCUUGCUAUUUCUGCCAAGAAUUACUUGUUUUUAUGUUUCUGUUGACUGUGACUGUGAAUCUGCUAAUUAUUAAUGUAAUCUAUUAUAAAAUUUGAAGUUUAAAAGAAUUAUGAAUAAGAGAGUUACUAAUUGUAUUUUUAGUCAUUUUAUCAGUAUAAACAUUUUUACUUUUUACAAACACUCAUUUUAAAUACUCUUGUUUGCUAAAAUUAUUAACUUUUUUUGUAUGUGAACAUUCCAUUUGACUUAAAAAAGAAACUAUAUUGUGCUAUCAUUGUGUUUACAUUGGUUUCACUUUUGAAGUUUGGUCAUUGCUAAUGAAUGUUUUUAAAAAUCGGUUUUACUAAGUUUUGCAUCUGGUUUAUCCAUUUUUUCUAAUGUCAGUUCUAGCAUCUAUGAACAAUUUUUUUUAUAACUGUACUGUUAAAUUAGCAUAUUAUGUUUUGAAGCCAGUAUUUGGUCUAAAUCUCAACAAAGUAAGUGUUACAUUCCACUUUGUGUGCAAUUAUUUUAAAUAUUUACAGCAAUGAUACUUCAAGUCAAAAGAGGAAAGUGGAUUUAUUAUUGUCUAACCCACUGCCAGUCCAUUAGCCUAGUAUGUCAUGUUUUGUUUUUUACUGCAUUGUCAAUUUAGAGUCCUUGUUAGAUUUAUUUGUUGAACAGGUAGACCAUUUCUUUCAUGUAAAAUGUUACUUGAAAAAUGUUCAAAAUAGCUUCAAUAAAAGUGCCAGCCAUGUGGAUGAAAGAAACAUAAAGAUGCAAUGUCAUAUAAAAGCUCAUAAAUCUAGUUGAAUUUGGGAGCUUAAAAAAAAAUUAAACAUGAUAAAUUUAAAAUCUAGAUAUUUGAUAAUAUUAUAAGAUACAUGGAUGCAUAAUACGUGAAUUUUGUGUUACAGUAUUGGGAUUUGUGUUUCAUUUAAAAUUGUAUUUUGAGAACGAUUGUUCACAAAACAAUGUAUCUAGUCACUUUGUGAAUUUUAUUUGCAAUUACUUUGAAUUAAAUGGUGUCCAUUAAAUUUUUUUUUUAUUAUUGCUAUUCAAGUAUGAAUUCAACUGUCAGCCUAUAUCUUUUUUUUUUUAGUAUUGUGACAAUUUAUAGGUUAACUUCUGACUCCUUUUUAGGUGAUAGGUAAUCAGAGUUCAGAUGAUGAUUAAUUAACAUUUUACUAUAGCAUUGGCUGUGCUCAGAAAUGUAUGGAAAUCAACGAAAACUAAAUUUGUUAGUUUUUUUUCUUAAAGUUAUGUUGGCUUUGCACAUCUAAUUCAUAUAGAAAAUAGAAGAGGGCAUUGCAUAGUUCCAACAACUUAAAAAAACAGAUGCUGCUUGUACACAUUCCAUUCUUUAUUUUUAGUUAUCAAUGAUAUUUAUUGGAUUGAUCUGCACACUCUAGUUUGUUGGUAAUAAAAAACAUUUUCAGAUUACCUUUUUUUUCAUAUGCAAUAGAACAUUUUUCUACAUGUAUUUGAGACUAAGUUUAUUGAGUCAUUUGUCUGUUGUUUUUUUCUCUCAUAAUACUAUAAAUUAGUGUUAUUAAUAAUUAUGUUGUAGAUUUUAAAUUGUAAACAAUGUAAUCAGCAUAACCUUACAACUUUUUUGUGUGUGAACCUUCAUGUUGUUGUUUCAAAGAUUUAGAGUUGUUGUUUUUUUUUUUUUUUUUUAAGGAUGGGGUGAAUUGUUAAAGUCUUUGUUGUAUAAUUUUCUAGAGCUUUAAUUAUUUGAAUGUAUGUCUUAUUCAACAUUUUGUUGUAAAGAAUUAGUUAAUUGAAAAACAAAAUCUUUUUAUGACAUACACUUUGUGACUUCAGUUGUUUAACUUUUAUCAACAUUCCAUGUGCUAAUCAUGUUUGUAAUUGACCUUUUUACUUAAACCUCUCAGUGACUAUUUAUUGUGUGCAGCAAAAUGUACUUACCUUCUUAAAAGCUUUGUUUAGUCUAAGCAGCCAAUCCAAUAACUCACUUGGCAUUAGUAUCCCAACCUGUCUUAGUAACCAAUCAAAUAACUCACUUGGCAUUAGUAUCCCAACCUGUCUUAGUAACCAAUCAAAUAACUCACUUGGCAUUAGUAUCCCAACCUGUCUUAGUAACCAAUCGCAGCCAUUAUCUCAUAAAUUUUGGCUCAAAAUAAUUUAUUAAAAAUGACAUUUUCUAAAUAUAAAAAAAAGUAGUAUAUUGGUAUUUAUAAAAUAUGUGAUGGCAUUUAACUAUUUGAUGUUUUUUUCUUUUCAACUUUAUUCAUAUAUUUUUUGUAAACAAACCUAAUAUUUCAGAUAAAGGAAUUCUGUUAUUUUUUUGCAUACAUAUGUUGUGCCUUGAAAGUAUAUUGCAAGUGUUCAAAACAUUUUUUUUUUUCCAUUUAUAAACAAAUAUAUCUAUAUACUCACUUUAUGGAUUUUUGUAUUACCCUUUCUACAAACUUUUAUUCAUAUUCAAGAAUGUCAGAAACCUAAUUUUACAUGCUACAAAUAUGAACUAUAAAAACAGAUGUAGAUGACUGAUAAUAAUUGUAUGUAUUUUCCAUUUUCCAUUAAUUUUGAAAUGAGUUUUAUAGUUCAUGUAAUUUUUUUAACCUUAAUUUGUUUUUUUUUAGAUCUAGACCAUGGCAAGCUAGUGUAAGAAAAGUGAUGUUUUUAUGUUGUUUAAAAAUUAUAUAUGUUUAAAAUCAAGAGUUAAAAUAUUAUUUUGACUUUUGGCACAUAGGUUGGUCAAAACCAGAAAAAGGAUUAGUACUAGUGCCUAUAUACAUUAAUUUUUGUUUUUAUUGAUAUUUAUAAGCCUGCAGAGAAUGUAUGUCAAAAUUGUCUACUUUGUUUUGAAAUGAAAAAACUUUUAAUUAUAUAUUUAAAUACAUCUUUUUAAAUAAAUAUUAUUUAUUCAUAGUCCCAGAUUUUUAAUGGAGUGUGAUACAAAUAUUGUAUAAAUUUAAAUUUAUAUGGUGUAAAUGCAUUGGAUUUGUUAAUAUCAUUCCAUUCUACAUUCCAUUUUUUUAAAAAUUGAUUUCACUUUUUGUCAUAUAUUUUAUAUCUAUAUAAUCUACAUUGUAUCAUAUGUAACAAUCCUUCUUUCUGUCUUUGUUUGUUUGGUUGUUUUCUGUCAGUGUAACAGGUAAUGUACAACUGAUAGGUGGCACACAAGUUGUAAAAGUCAUUCUCUUAUAUACCUUGUUGAACAUUUGACACCUAUUAAUGUCUUGUCAUUAAUGUCAUUGAUUUAAAGUGUGUCAUAAGUUUGUGCGUUCAGAACUCUCUGGUUCUCUAAAUAUUUGGUGCUUCUCUUGAAGGAUCCAGAAUACAAAAGUUAUGUCCUCUAAAGCCCUGGUGAUAUUUACCAGAAAAUAAAAGAACUUAAGUCUGA
Messenger RNA from Biomphalaria glabrata, 8641 nucleotides. RefSeq names its product ATP-binding cassette sub-family C member 4-like. NCBI's taxonomy places the organism in Eukaryota, Metazoa, Mollusca, Gastropoda, Planorbidae. Bases 222 to 5042 code for a protein of 1606 amino acids. Gene Ontology annotation, cellular component: membrane. The record is from RefSeq and is a predicted model, not a curated record. Gene Ontology annotation, biological process: transmembrane transport. Gene Ontology annotation, molecular function: ABC-type transporter activity; ATP hydrolysis activity; ATP binding. The transcript is spliced from 30 exons.